Messenger RNA from Anopheles arabiensis, 1822 nucleotides. RefSeq names its product probable ATP-dependent RNA helicase DDX56 (gene Hlc). The record is from RefSeq and is a predicted model, not a curated record. The transcript has 6 exons. Gene Ontology annotation, cellular component: nucleolus. Gene Ontology annotation, molecular function: nucleic acid binding; ATP binding; RNA helicase activity. The coding region runs from base 74 to 1720 and encodes 548 amino acids. NCBI's taxonomy places the organism in Eukaryota, Metazoa, Arthropoda, Insecta, Diptera, Culicidae.
CAAAUGACCUGUCGCAGAAGCACGCGCUACGCUAGCAAGGAAAACAUACCAGCAGCAGGUAAAACAAACCACCAUGGACGAACCGGGACCGGGACUGAAUUUUCACGAGUUUGAGCUAGACGAUCGUCUACUGCGGGAUAUAGCCCGGCUAGGAUGGAUCUCGCCGACGCUGGUGCAGGAGAAAGCCAUCCCGUUCCUGCUCGAAGGCAAAGAUGUGCUCAUCCGCGCCCGCACCGGUUCGGGCAAGACGGCCGCCUUCGCCAUCCCAAUUAUCCAGAACGUGCUUCGGUACAAAACCGAAACGGCGGUUCGUGAAACGUCCGUGCUGGUGAUGGCCCCCAGCCAGGACCUGUGCCACCAGAUCGCCAAAGUGUUCGCCAGCCUGACGUACUCGUGCGGUCCGCUCAUCCGGGUGGCGGAUCUGUCCUCGAAGGAGGAGAAAGCCACCCACCGGCAUCUGCUGGCCGAGCGGCCGGAUAUCGUCGUGUCGACGCCGGGCCGGCUGCGCACCGUGCUGGCCGACGGGACGCUGAACGUGCGAGAAAGUCUGCGCUGCGUGACGAUCGACGAGGCCGAUCUGAUGUUUACGUUCGGGUUUGAGAAGGAUUUGAAGGAGGUGCUGAAACACUUUCCACCGGUGCAUCAGUCGGUGCUGUGCUCUGCCACGCUGGAGGAAGAUGUGACACAGAUGAAGAAGAUGGUGCUUCGCAAUCCGGUAAUAUUGAAGCUGGAGGAGCCUCAGCUGGCGGUCGGUACGCAGCUGACGCACUAUCAGAUUGAGGCCGAAGAGGUGGACAAGGCGGCGAUACUGUACACCGUGCUGAAGCUGAAGCUGAUCCAGGGCAAGUGCAUCAUCUUCGUCAAGUCGGUGGACCGGUGCUACAGAUUGAAAUUGUUCUUGGAACAGUUCGGCAUACGGUCGUGCAUUCUAAACUCCGAGCUGCCUAUCAAAAUUCGCUGUCACACGGUCCACCAGUUCAAUCAGGGUAGCUACGAUAUAAUCAUCGCUUCGGAUGAACUAAUGGCAGAAAAUCCAGCACUGGUGAAGAAGAAGAGCGACAAGAAGCCCUCCACCAAGCAGCUGCUGCAGCAAACCGAGGCCGAAUCGAGCGUCUCCCGCGGCAUAGACUUCCAGUGCGUUUCGUGCGUGGUGAACUUCGAUUUCCCCUCCGACCUCAACUCGUACAUCCAUCGGGCAGGGCGAACGGCACGUGGACAGAACAAUGGCAGCGUGCUGUCGUUCGUUGGCAUCGAGGAGCUGGAACUGAAACGGAAUGUCGAAGAGUUUCUGCAAACACUGUCGAAUGAUGCGGAGUUUUCCAUGAAGGAUUUUAACUUCAACUUUGACGAGGUGGAAGCAUUCCGGUACCGAGCGAAGGAUGCAUGGCGAGCGAUCACAAAGAUUUCCAUCCGAGAGGCCCGCAUAAAGGAGCUGAAGAUGGAAAUAUUCAACUCGGAAAAGCUAAAGUCGUUCUUUGAGGAAAACCCACGCGAUCUGCAGACGCUUCGACACGACCGGCCCCUCCACACGGUGCACGUGCAGGAACAUUUGGGCGACGUGCCGGAAUACCUGGUGCCGGCCGCCCUGAAACCAAUGGUGGACAUUAUGAACGCGAAGCGAAAGAAGAAGAUGAGCGAAAAGUACGCCGCCGCCAAGAAGCGGGCCAAAUCCGACAAUCCACUCCUGGUGAACGGUAUAGAUUACAUGAAGAAAGGAUAGUAGAAUGUACACAAUAGCCCCGCACACGAACACAAAACACAUACAGAAAAUCCUGUAAAACCAACAAACUUUUUGAUUUAUUAAACAAAUCUACUAGCUAUA